AUAUAUAUUUAAACGUGCACAUCUGCUACACAGUGCAGGCAGUUGCAAAGAUCUGGCAGCCCUGCUCUAGAAAAUACCACAUAGCAAAUAGUCCACCUCUAAGCAACAGAGAGCUCAGAGGAAACGGCAGAUUUGAUCCCCCUGCGUUCAUCCCCACCCAGGCACCACUAAUCCGACGAGUAUAAAUCCCAACAUGCAAUUGACGUGGCAGAGAGAUCAGAUAAAUCUACUGCUUCCGAUUGCUCUGAUUUGUUGUUGUCUCUUGAUCGACGUAACCAGCGCUCAGGAGGCCCAACAACCAUGGUACGAGAAUCUGCCAGCGGUGGCCAUGGACUACAAGGUUCAUAUAGAUGCUGGUAAGGAGGACUGCUACCAUCAGUAUGUUAAGGCAGGAGCCACCUUCUACGUGUCCUUCAGUGUGGUGCGCGGAGGCGAUGGAAUGGCUGGUUUCGCCGUACGCAAUCCUGCUGGUGAGGUGGUAAAGCCCUACCAGUGGCAGGCUACUGCGGAUUACACGGAUCAGGUAUCACCCGGUGGCUACUACUCCGUCUGCAUUGACAACCAGUUCUCCCGAUUCGCUGGCAAGCUGGUCAACAUCUAUAUCACGGUGGUGAAGUACGAUGCCUGGGACAAGUACGCCAAGGAGAUCGAACAGCUGCAGCUGAACAUGCAAAACUUCACUGCCACCGUUGGCACUGUGGAGCGCAACAUCAACGAUAUGAUGGGCUAUCAAGCGCACAGUCGUCAUCGCGAAUCGCGUGAUUAUGCGUUGCUCCUGGACAACAAUGCUUAUAUUCAAACCUUCUCGAUUAGCCAAAUUGUGGUCAUAUUGAUCACGUGCUCUGUACAGGUCUUCUUUGUGCGCAAACUAUUUGAAGUGAAAUCGAGCUCCAAAAGCCGCAUCUAAGGCGCAAAGAUACUUUUCAAAGACUUCGCAACAUGUUUCUAAAAUUCCAUCCGCAUUUCCAAGACAUUCAUUCUACCAGCUGAACCCCUUUCGAGUUUUUAUAACUUAUUUUAUUACUGGCUAACUGAUCAAGCGCAACUGAGCAGACUUUUUUAUAAUUGGGACUACUUAUGUCAUACGAGUUAUAGACAGCAAAACUUAUUGUGAUAAGUGUACAUUUGUGUGUUUUGUUCAAUUAAAAGAUUGAAGAUUUUUGUA
Molecule: messenger RNA, 1165 nt
Organism: Drosophila simulans
Lineage: Eukaryota; Metazoa; Arthropoda; Insecta; Diptera; Drosophilidae
Gene: loj
Product: transmembrane emp24 domain-containing protein B
Exons: 6
Coding region: 194-907 (237 amino acids)
Biological process (GO): Golgi organization; intracellular protein transport; endoplasmic reticulum to Golgi vesicle-mediated transport
Cellular component (GO): endoplasmic reticulum; COPII-coated ER to Golgi transport vesicle; endoplasmic reticulum-Golgi intermediate compartment
Source: RefSeq, a predicted model, not a curated record